UUUUGAUUUUCUGUGUUGAUACACUGAAAAUCUCAAAUUCUCUAUCAGAAACCUCUUAGGAGGCUACACUAUACAAAAAAAAAGCCACAAAACCACAAUUUAAAUGUGAAUUGAAGUUUUUGUUUACUUAAUUCUUGAAAAGAAAAUCGCCGCUUCUGGUCUGAUUCAUAAUAUGUUAACUAUGUAAUGCAGGUUGACACAGUGGUAAUACAUGGCCAUGUGUGAGACAUAAAUUAUUUAAUUUUUCAGAUGCUACACUGCCUUGGCAAACUCUAUCACCUGCCUGUCACUGUUCAGCAUCUUCAGGACACUGGUGUUGGACGAACUGUCAAUGCGCUCCGGAAGUACGAAGGUGACACAGGUGAAGCAGCCAAGGCUUUAGUGGCUAAGUGGAAGGCAAUGGUGGCUGCAGAAGAUUCGAGUGAUGGUGAGGAGCAACCAGAACCUGAACAAAAUAACAACUCUCCAGAAGAGGAAAGGUAUAAUGACAGGCAUGAUGAACAUCACAGAUCAAACAGAGACAGGAUAUCACAUCAGCGACACUCAGACAGCAGGAAGCACAGGGAAGAAGAUAAAUUGGCCAAGGUAAAAAAGACAAGCAGUGAGGAUAACAUUAAAAAACGAAGAUAUGAGGAGGAAAAUGGGAAGUUAAUAGAGAAACGAAGACGGAAGGAUGAGGCAGACAGUGAAUCUUCAGAAAGUGCAGACAGUUUCCAGGUUGUGGAACAAGUGGACAAUGAUAGUGGUCAUGAUUCAGAAGCAAGGAGUACUAGUCAGGUGAGCCAGAAUAUGGAGGACAGAAGUAGUGAUGAUGAUUUACGGUCUCCCAAACCAUCUCCUUGUGUCCAGGACAGAGACCAGAGUCACAGCAGUAAACUGCACAACUCCCACCGGAAGCAUGAGAAACACAAAGGCAGAAGCACCACAAGUAAGGAGAAGGGGCAUGGCAGCCAGAAAGGGAAUGGAAUCUCCUCCAGUCAUGGAGGCAAAAGCAAGACUGAAAGCAAGAGUGUUGAUGAGAGCAAGCAAAGAAAAAAUGAGAAGUGGAAAGUGGAAGUUAAAGCUGAGAAUAGGCACCACCAUAAAAGUAAUAACAGCAAGAAGCACAAGUCCAAAACCAGUUCGCGUGGCAAUAAUGUUCCUAAUGUGCCUGAAUUGUCGUCAACGCCAGUUCAUUCAGACAAGAGUCCUGUGAAAAUAAAGAAGGAAAAGUUGUCAGCAGAAGAGGAUGAAGAUGGCAGUAUUGACUGUUCAACAGGAGCCAGCUUUGCAGAAGCUCUUGGGAUGUUUGAUCCAUUAGUCAAGAAGAAGCAACAUGCUGCUGCAUCUUCACCAGGGACUAGUUCAAGUUCUGGAACACUGCGCAGUACUAAUAGAUCUCAUGUUGAGAGUAGCGGCUCUAAAAGGAGAGACAUAGUCGGUCCCAGCUUGCCUUCUGGUGAGAUGACUUUGCUGUCUCCAAAUGUGAAAUUGGAACCACUAGAAAUGGAUGUUGAUCUAGACACAACACUGCCUGCCAUUACUCCAAACUACAAACCUCUUCCACAUUAUAAUCUUUUGGACUCUCCACCACAUAGAAAAUUGAAAAACUUAACAGAAGAAGAAGCACUAAGCCAAGUAAUGUCCACCAAGAACCAGAGAACCAAGGUGUAUUCAGGGGUCAAAAGUGGCAAAAGCUGGACAAAUGCUCCUUCACUAUAUGACAUCUGUGUAAGGGUGCUACAGGAAAAUAUUGAUGCUCUAGAGUACACAGGAGGAGUGCCAUAUGACCUUCUGAAGCCAGUGCUGCAGCAUGCCACACCAGAACAGCUGUUUAUGCUAGAACAUCACAACCCAUAUCUUAUUGAGGAUACAGGAGAACUUUGGCAGUUCCACUGCCAGCGAGAGUUCCGCACAAAACAGCGUCAGGACAUGGAAACAGCGAGGGAAAUGUAUAUGCGGUGUCUGGAUGAGCGGGAAGCAAAAUUAAAAGCAUUGACUACCAACAUUCAGCAGUCCAUAGCAAAGUCAACACCAGUCCGGCAAACAAAACUGGCUUAUGUGGAUAGUGUUGCAAAACCUCCACGAAACGUUGCAAGACAGCAGGCAAAGUAUGGGACAGCUCGUGUUACAAAGCCCAGUGUAGUGCAGGCAAAAGCUGCUCGAGUGGCUGGAACAGGGGCCACUCCAGUUCCUACACCCACACGACACAUCCAGUCAGUUACCAAGGCAAAGCCUCGUAUGGCUCCACUGAUGCAGAAGACUAUGAAACUUGUUAAAAGCUUCAAGCGAUAAUCAUUCCUGGAGCUGUAAGGAAUUGGCCUGAGAUUGGGAAGUACUCCGGAAUGAGAGGACUAACACAAGUAUGUAACCAUAGGAAGCUUGUGCCUUACCACUCACUGCAGGUUUCUUCUACACGGCUUGUUAACAUCCAUUUUAUACUUGUUAGUUUUUGAAGAAGUGUGUACAGUCGUGUGACAUCUGGUGUGUACUGUGGCGGAUGCAAGUAUGCAUGUGCAUAUUAUAUGAAAGCCAAAUUAGUGUUUAUCAAUUUACCAGUCUGAUCACAGUAACAUCCAGGGUUUGAAAAAUUGUCAGGGUACUGUGUUCCUCAAUAGCAGACUGACAUAUGUAUUUCUGAAGUUUGCUGCUCCAAGUUCUGAUGAAUAAAAUCAAGGGGGUUGAUACAAAAGAAUGUAGCUUAAUUUUUGUAACCUGUAUUAUUUACAAAUUUAUGUCAAAAUUGCAUUCAGAGAGGCUGUAAAUGUCUGUUCAUGCUAAUUUUAUACCAAAACAUUAAAUGUUGUGUGCUGAAUCAAAUGGUAACAGAGGAGUAUUGUAUAUGUGUAUAUAAAAUUCUUUAGAGAUACGCCCUUUUUAUGACAAAGCCUUAAGUUAUACUGUUCUUUUUGAAACCAUUAUUUCAUAUUGUGUUACUAUUUAAAAAUCGAUCUCUUUUCUUUUUCUUCAGUUCACGGAUUAGGCCGAUGGCCAGUUCCGAUUGGCGUCUUUUAUGAAUUAUAAUUAACAUUCGCUUCCCUUUUUGUGAGGAAUUUUCCAGUGCUGUUUAUUAUGACAUAUCUGUAAAUUUGUUCCAUUAGAGGAUAGUGUUGAAAUGUGCAUGAACGGCUGUGAACAAAGGAAACAUGCAUGCAUAUUGCUGGUCGUAAAUUAACUAGUGAAGUAAAUGUACACUAGGUAAGUUUGUAAUUUAUUAGUCAGGAGAUUAUAGCAGAGUGCAUUCUGGUUUCCUCCUCAUGUAAUGCCGCUUCUAUACCAGGUUUGUGUAAUUUGCACAGGGAAACCUCAUUAAUGCAGGGGUCAGUGAUAAUUUGUUUUAAAGGAGUUGGCAGAAUUUGUUUUUUAUUCAUGGUCCACACAUUAGCAGUGUAUAGGGUUAGGAAGAAAAACACUAAUAUGUGGGGUGGCACGUGAAUUGAUGCCUGAUUGAAAGCUUAAGUAAAGGCUUUAAUGUUCGUAUCGUGGUGUGAACACGAUAAACAGUUCAUGGAGAUUUUUCCUUAUGGAUUACAUGCGCAAUAUGACUAUCAUACUGUCAUGCGACUUCUGGAACGUGAACGGAUAACUCGACAGCACGUAUCCUCUGUAAUUUGACAACACUUUUAAAAGCCCCAAGUUCCAUUAUUGAGGCUUUUUUUCCCUCAGUUCUUUAUGUAAAGGAACCUCAGAGGAAGAAGUCGCAGGGGUUUAUGUCUAUGUUAUUGGGUGACCUCAUAAGUCCACAUUCAUGGGUAGCAGCAUAUCAGUGGCGGCCCAGUAGCCAUAUUGUACAAACUCGCCAUGUGGUGUGCCACUCUGUAGAACUGGUAUAGGGAGUGAGCGGUAUAUGUUUUAUAGAUCAUUCUACUUUCCCGCUGGUGUGCUAACUGUAUUACCUGUCUUCUGAAGAUCCCCUGCUAUCCAGAUGAAAAUUACUAGUUUAAUAUUCAGGAUUUUGUUGGAAGUUUUUCCUCUGUGCAUUCUAAUUGUAUCUUAUACUUUAUAUUAAUCUUUAAGAGAUGGGAAUUUAAAUUUCCUUGAGCUACCUCUUGGCCAUCUUAAAAUCUUGCGUACUGUGCAGUGUAUUGAUAUAUAAAUCAUGCAUACAAACAAAAACUGUUUACACUUUGAAAAGACACUUAGUGCCAAACACGUUUCAACCUAAGGAAGUCAUCAUCAGUGGAAAACAAAUUAAUUGAUGAUUUAAUAUGAACUAAUUUGUUUGCCACUGAUAUGACCUCUUCAGGUUGAAAAGCGUUUGGCACUGAGUGUCUUUUCAAAGUGUAAACAGUUUUUGUUUGUGUGCAUGAUUUUAUAUAACUCAUGGCCAGUUUAAAUUGACUUUUAAGCACUUUAGAGCGCAGAGAAUCAUGAAGUAAAUUGUAGUCUGUUCAUUGACGUUUUUAACCCAGAAUUUUUGAAUAAAAUUUACAGACUGUCAAGGAUAAAUCAAUUUUCCCCAAUGUAAAAGAAUUGAAGCAGGCUGAAACCACAAAUGUUAUAUCAUAUUUUAUCAGUUUUUACUGGAAGAGGUGAUUUAGUUUGAUUUUGAUAUUAAUUUGGAGUGUUUAACUGAGAAUUGUGUUAAUAUUGAAAAAUAUGUUUAUAUCCAUGAAGCUGUUUGUGCUAAGUAUUCUAAUAAAAAUUAUGUAAAAAAACACAUUGGCCAAUUCUGUAGAGAUAUAUUUUACUCAUAAAAAUUCUUGUUUCCAAAAGAAAUUUAUAGAUUUAGGAAAUAAAACAUUUUAUGCAUUUGAGUACAAAUGUACAUCAAAUACAUUUCUGGCAAUGUUCCCUUCCCAUCUAAUGGAACUAUUUGUAUGAAAAAGUUAUUUUGUACUUUGCAGUUUGAAGACUUAAAUUUUAUAGUUGUUUCGUCUUAUCUGAGCACAUACGGCAGCACAAGUGCUAAGACAGAAGAUUCAAUUUCCAGUGGUCUGUUUUGCUGGUAGCCAAAUGGUGUUAUGUCUUGCCGUUGUUAUACAUUUGUUUUUCUUGCGUUAACUUCAUCGACAGCUUAUACUGGAAAAGUUGUGAAAGGCAAAAAAGAUGCACCAUUGAAGAACCUCCGUAAAGUAGUCAAAUUCAGAAAACAUGAAUAAAAAAAGCAAAAUAUGUGAGCACCACAGAGCUCAUCAGCCAGCACAGUCCAACUAGGGCUUGGUAUCAUUUGGUAGCACAGGUCAGUAAUAUGAAAAAAGUUAAUAUAUGUUCUUUGCACACAAAGUGCAUAGUUAGAACACUUUAUGGGCUGGUUGCAUUUGUCUGUCUUGCUGAUUCAACUCGAAAACCACUGGACAAAUAGAAGAGACCACAUAGGUUGGCAAUAUUAGGGUGAAUGUUGAAGAACCUGUGUGUGACGACAUGAACUAGAUUUACCUGUCUUAGUAUAGUGUCCAGUGGUGCUCUGUUGUGAACACUCAUAACCUUUUUGGUUCCAUAAGGGGCAGGGAAUUUUUUGGGUAACUUAGAUACUAUCAGCUUCUCAAGAAUAACUCUGCUCAGUGGAGUUUCAUUGCACGGUACAUGCUUUCCAAAGUCUUAAAUUAUAAAAUAUGAUUUCAUUUGUCGGUUACUUCACUAUGAAUGCAAAUAUUAGAUUGUGUCCACAAGCUUUUGUCUCAUUGUGUAGCCUCUUUUCAUCAAAUUACGCCUUAUCAUUUCUUCUUAUUUUAUCAAAUGCUUCAAUGUAGCCAAUAAAAGCAAUGUUUGUUUUCUCUCA
This is a messenger RNA of Zootermopsis nevadensis, 5701 nucleotides long. The record is from RefSeq and is a predicted model, not a curated record. Lineage: Eukaryota; Metazoa; Arthropoda; Insecta; Blattodea; Termopsidae.